This is a messenger RNA of Lottia gigantea (owl limpet), 732 nucleotides long. RefSeq lists its product as hypothetical. Gene Ontology annotation, cellular component: nucleoplasm; chromatin. Gene Ontology annotation, molecular function: ubiquitin-protein transferase activity. The record is from RefSeq and is a predicted model, not a curated record. Bases 1 to 732 code for a protein of 243 amino acids. Gene Ontology annotation, biological process: positive regulation of DNA-templated transcription. The transcript has 3 exons. NCBI's taxonomy places the organism in Eukaryota, Metazoa, Mollusca, Gastropoda, Lottiidae.
AUGGUGUCGUCAGUUUUAGAAGGUAGUGUUGGGUCCUCUGGAUCAGAUGAAAACCCUCACUGGCAAUCCGUACUAACGUGUUAUUUAUGCGGUGAACUCUUCCGAAGGCCUCGGAUAUUACCCUGUGGACAUACCUUCUGUAGUGAGUGCUUAGCCCGGCUUCGAGAGGAAGUGAUACGCGAAGGGAAAUUAAACGGAACAUACAGUAACAAAAUGAAGGAGAUUGGACAUUUUGUGUGCCCAAUGCCCGAAUGUAGAUAUUCUAUGCGUUUGAUGAACUUGACUCGAUUCUCGGCUAAAAAUAAAACAGUGUCCGAAGCUAUUGGUGCUUUAAAAAGACAACAACAUGAUAGACAGCGAUUACAGCCAAUCAGAGACCUAGACAGAAAGCCUGUAAACAUUACAGUGGCUGUAUUCGCUAACGUACAAUCCAACCAAAUCGCUGCAUUUACAAACUUCCGUGAUACGAGAAAGGUGACUAUUGCAGUCGAGGACGCGAGUACUCAGACAGAUAUCACUCUAGAGUCAGUAAUUAUUGCCAUACCACAAUCUCUUAUACAAAAUACAAGGAAGAAAAUGGAUGGGAAUUCAACGUUUGUAAAUACUGUAUUUCAAAGAGCAAUUAGUAUGGACAAUAUCAGUUCCCAUUAUAUACCACCACGUGAUUUUACCUGGAGAUCAUGCGUUGCUAUGCUCGGUGUUAAUAUCAUUCAACAAAUCAUGCAAAUGUAA